AUGCUGUUGAGGAAGAUGAUAUCAAUGAAGAUGGGCGCGCGUGAGCCAAUACCUGGAGAUGACUGUGAGGCUAUUGUUGAUGAUGUUGGUGAUGAGAUAGUAGAUGAUAAUGAGGAUCAUGGUGUAGCUGUUCGAGAAGUAAUUGUUGAAGACCAAGCUUUCUCUAAUUACUUUGGAGCAGAUAUUGCAAGCAAUGACAAUGAGGAGAAUUAUGACAGUGGAGACGAUAUAUGGGACGACGAUACAAUACGACGAUACAAUACCGGAUCCUCUAUCAUCAGACGAUGA
Microthlaspi erraticum is the source of this 288-nucleotide messenger RNA. NCBI's taxonomy places the organism in Eukaryota, Viridiplantae, Streptophyta, Magnoliopsida, Brassicales, Brassicaceae. The record is from the annotation of a GenBank genome assembly.